This is a messenger RNA of Nerophis lumbriciformis (worm pipefish), 3172 nucleotides long. RefSeq names its product PITPNM family member 3 (gene pitpnm3). Gene Ontology annotation, biological process: phospholipid transport. Lineage: Eukaryota; Metazoa; Chordata; Actinopteri; Syngnathiformes; Syngnathidae. The record is from RefSeq and is a predicted model, not a curated record. Gene Ontology annotation, cellular component: cytoplasm. Gene Ontology annotation, molecular function: phosphatidylinositol transfer activity; metal ion binding; phosphatidylcholine binding.
GCGGCGUCAAGCCUCGUGUCGGUGUUGUGCCGCACUCCUGUUUCCAUCACUGGACCGAGGAGGAGGCAACAUGGCUCAGGAAUGGAGAGGAACAGGUUCAUCACGCAAGCACAGCGCCCCCCGCUGGUGCCUUCAAAAUAUUGCGCAAGAAUCUGUGGACAGCUCCGAUGAAGAGUUUUUUGAUGCCAGAGAUGUUAUGGAGGGGAAAAGUGCCAUUCUGCUUGGCAUGAGUCAAUGGAACUCAAAUGACCUGGUGGAACAGAUUGAGACGCUUGGACACAUGGAGGACCAAUCUCAUGAGGGUCUCUAUCAACUUGGCGAUCCACGCUGUGGCCCCCAGAGCAGCACUGAGGGACUGGAGGAUGUAGAGAAUUCCAAAUGUGGGACCCAUGUUCUGCUGCUAGUUGUACACGGGGGGAACAUUCUGGACACGGUUGGCGGGGACCCGAGCGCGAAGGCCGGCGACGUGGCCACCCUGAUGUCCGUGCUGGAGAAGGUGACGCGAGCUCACUUCCAGGCCGCCGCCCAACACGUGAUGAUCAAACUGGUGGCGUGCCCGGCUGUGUGUGCCGAGGCCUUCUCGCUGGUGUCCAAUUUGAACCCUUACAGCUACGACGAGAGCUGCGUGUCCAGCAGCGUGGACCACCUGCCGUUGGCCGCCCUCCCGCUCCUCGCCAUCGUGUCGCCACGCUACCAGGACGCCGUGGCUACAGUCAUCGCCCGCGCCAACCAGGUCUACCGCAGCUUCCUGCACUCCGAGGAUGGUCAGGGCUUCUCGGGUCAGGUGUGCCUGAUGGGCGACUGUGUUGGAGGCGUCUUGUGUUUUGAUGCUCUGUGCUUCAGUAGCCAGCAGAGGCCUGGCAGCCCAAAGAACAACAACAACAACAACACUCCCAGCAGCAGGAACAACAGCACUGAAAGUCUGAAGGAAAACUCCGGUCUGCUGGGAGAGUCCAGCCCGGGUCUGAGCACCAGCAAAAGGCUGAGCAAGAGCAACAUCGAUAUCUCCGCCCCCAAUGAGGGCCGCAGCCAGGGGGCGCCACCUCUCAGCCGCAAGCAGAGCGACUCGUACGAUGGCGAUACGUCGUCUACUGGCCAGCACGUCUUCUUUUCCAGUCUGAUGAAGGACAGUGUGGAGGUGCGCAGCAGCAGCAGCAGCAGCAGUCUGGUCUUUAAUCCCGGCCGCUUUGACUUUGAGGUGUCAGACUGCUUUCUACUGGGCUGUCCUCUGGGCCUGGUACUGGCCAUGCGACGCACGGUACUGCCUGCCGUCCAAGUGAAUCAGCUCCAUCCGGCCUGUUCCCAAAUCUUCAACCUGUUCUACCCGUCUGAUCCUUCGGCUUCCAGACUGGAACCACUGCUGCAACCGCUUUUUCACAAGCUGCCGCCGUAUGCUGUCCCCCGUUACCAGCGGUACCCUCUUGGGGACGGACGCUCACUGGUCAUAGCCGAGAGUAUCCAAAGCCAUCCGGAUGUGUUUGUGGAUGGAGAGCAGACUCCACAGUCAUCCUUUGAGACCAAAUGGAAAGGAGGAGGCGGAGAAGAGAGAGUUCGCCGGGCCAGCGUCACCAGCGUGGAAAGUGGAAUGUCGAUUGGUUCUAGUGGCCAUCAGCUGUGCAACACCAUUGCCAACAUUUCCAGUAGCUGGUGGGGAUCAAAAAGGCUGGAUUACUCCCUGUACUGCCCUGAUGUGUUGACCGCUUUUCCCACGGUGGCGUUGCCUCACCUUUUCCAUGCCUCCUACUGGGAGUCAACCGAUGUAGCAGCCUUCGUCCUCAGACAGCUCAUGCGGUGUGACUUCAUGAAGACGCAGGAAGCCGACAGUCUGGACUCGGCGCCCUUUUCGCCCUCCAGCCCGCGGGAAAAGUGGCUUCGGAGGAGGACGCACGUCAAACUGCGGAAUGUCACUGGCAACCAUCGAGUGAAUGACGUAAUUGCCACAGAGGAUGGACCCCAGACGCUGGUCGGCCGCUUCAUGUACGGCCCCUUGGAUAUGGUGACGCUAACUGGAGAAAAGGUGGACAUCCUGCUGAUGACACAGCCCCAGUCCGGACGCUGGGUGCACUUUGACACUGAAGUGGCCAACAGCAGCGGCAGGGUCACGUACACCAUACCCAACGACAAGAAGCUCGGCCUCGGGGUCUAUCCCAUUAAAAUGGUCGUCAAGGGAGAUCAGACGUCAGCCGAAGCCUACCUCACGGUGCUGCCCCGAGGAAUGGAGUGCGUGGUCUUCAGCAUCGACGGCUCCUUUGCUGCCAGCGUGUCAAUCAUGGGCAGCGAUCCCAAGGUCCGCCCCGGUGCUGUGGAUGUAGUCAGGCACUGGCAAGACCUGGGCUACCUGAUCAUCUACAUCACGGGUCGUCCUGACAUGCAGAAACAGCGCGUGGUGCCCUGGCUGUCACAGCACAACUUUCCUCACGGCAUGAUCUUCUUCUCCGAGGGUUUGGUUCACGAUCCCCUGCGACAGAAGACAAUCUUCCUCCGGAACCUCAUACAGGAGUGUCACAUUAAGAUCAACUCUGCUUAUGGAUCAAUGAAGGACAUCUCUGUUUACAACAUGCUCGGCCUCGGCCCGUCACAGAUUCAUAUUGUGGGCAGACCUUCAAAGAAGUACCAGAACCAGUGCCAGUUCUUGAGUGAGGGCUAUGCAGCACACCUCUCCACUCUCCAAUUUGGGCACAGAGCCCGGCCCAAAAAAUCCCCCUCGGUUCGCAUGGUUCUCAGGAAAGGCUCCUUUGGGCUCACCGCCAAGCCAGACUUCCUGUGCAAGCGCACCCACCUGCGCAGGACUAUGUCGGUCCAGCAGCCCGACCCGCCCUGCACACCCAACCCAAAGCCCGAGCGAGCCCAGAGCCAACCUGAGUCGGAUAAGGACCACCUCGGAGGGGGAGGCAGCGGCGCGGGGGGACAUGGCGUUUGGGGACGAGCCUCGAUGCAUCGCGGAGACACGACGCCCUGACGUCGGACAACGCGAAGCAUUGAACACUGGAAGAUUGAGGAAAGUGAAAGGAUUGAUGCCGAGGUUAGAUCUUUUUUUUUUUGUGGAAAAUGAAACUCCUCGUAAUGAAGUCCAAUACAAGAGUCGUAACACAAAUGCUGCUUUUUCAAAAUGAAUAAUACUCGUAAUACCACUCUCAAACACGCCCACAUCAGAGUGCUUACACUAAAGAAG